This is a messenger RNA of Rubroshorea leprosula, 4662 nucleotides long. NCBI's taxonomy places the organism in Eukaryota, Viridiplantae, Streptophyta, Magnoliopsida, Malvales, Dipterocarpaceae. The record is from the annotation of a GenBank genome assembly.
UAAUUUUAAUAUUUUAUUCUUAAUUAUUUAUAAGAUAAUUUCCACACCACAGAACGUUUAUGCUGGCCUAGUGGUGGAAAACUUGAAACGGUUGCGGAAGGAGGAAGGUUCAAACCUCCUGGCGCGCCAAUACCACACCAUAUUUAGAAAUUAGAAUAAAAUAAAAUCUCCUCCUAAAUCUAUCAAAAUCUCAACUCGUAAUUCUUUCUUCAUUCUUUCUUUUUUUGCUGGGAAAAUUGCAUCAAUUUGGUGAAAUCUACAUCAUAUUCUGCAAUUUACACUUUCAAUAUUCUCAAAGACUCAAAUUGAAGAAGCACAAUUUUCAGGCAGCAGGCAACUUGUGGAGAAGUUUUUGUCAGGCACAUUGGUCGAUCCUUACUCUGUAGGUUGGAGAAAACACUAGCAAUUUAAGUGACUGCGUUAUGGACUUGGUGGGACUAAUUAUUGAAGCAGUGAAUUAUGUUGGCGGCCCAAUUGUGACACAUCUGGAAGAUCAGAUAAAAUUCAAUGAUUCUCUCGAAGAAUACAAGGGGAGGAAAGAUGAGUUGUCCAAUCGAAAGCAUGGCAUUGAAUUAAAAUUAAACAGAGAGCUUACCUAUGGGAAGGUUGCCAAGCAGGAAGUGCAAAGAUGGUUGAAGGAUGCAGAAACGUUUAUCACGAGACCAGCGGUUGAAGUUGAAGUGAAUAGUUGGGGAUGGUUCUCAUGGUGUUGUCGAGUAAAGAUUCUAAAGGAAAGGGUUCAGGAAUUGGAGAAAAUCUAUGAAAGUGGGGAUAGAUACACUGAUGGGUGUUUGGUCAUUGAUGAUCUAUCAGCUUCGGUAGUUGAACUGCCAACAGAAGAGUUACAAGGUAGUGAGGCUGUUAAAGCAAAUAUUUUGGCAUGCUUGAAGGGAGAAAAUGUAACAAUGCUUGGAGUUUGGGGCAUGGGGGGAGUCGGGAAAACAACAAUAAUGAAACAUGUCCAUAAUGAACUGCUAAAAGAAGGUAAAUUCAAGAAAAUAAUUUGGGUAACUGUGUCACAAAACUUUGAUAUUCGCAAAUUGCAAGAACAAAUUGCAUGCAGCUUGAAGGAAAGGUUGGAAGAGAUUCAAAAUGAAACUGUUCGUGCAGGAGUGUUGUCAAAGAUGCUAGAAGAACAGAAGCCUUACUUGCUGAUUCUUGAUGAUGUGUGGAGCAGUUUCAAACUUGAAGAUGUUGGAAUUCUUAAGCCAGAUGAAACUAAUGGCUGCAAGUUAGUAUUGACUACACGGUCACAAGAGGUUGCUCGUUCAAUGGAUUGCAGAAGAAUCAAAGUGGAGACUCUUUCAAAAGAUGAAGCUUUGGAAUUGUUUUUAAAAAAAGUUGGAGAUGCUGUUUUAUCAAAUCAUGGAGGAGGCAUUAAAAAGGAUUUAGAAUCAACUUUGAAGAAGAUUGUGGCUGAAUGUAAUGGUCUUCCAUUAGCAAUUGUUACAGUUGCUAGUAGCUUAAAAGGAAUAUCUGAGCCACCGUCGUGGAGGGCUGCAUUGAAUCAAUUGAGAGAUUGCAGAAGAAAUGUAGCUGGUACAGUUGAUGAUGUAUUUAAGAUAUUAAAGUUCAGUUAUGAUCGUUUGAAAAACCAACAGAUCCAAUAUUGUUUCUUAUACUGUGCACUGUUUCCUGAGGAUUACAAGAUUUCAAAGGAGGAAAUAAUUGAAAACUGGAUUGACGAGGGGUUUAUAGAUGAAGAGGAAUCUCGACAAUCAAUGAAGGAUGAGGGUUAUGAUAUUUUGAGGAAGCUUCAAGACAAUAGCUUGUUGGAAGUCAUUAAAGAUGGACGUAAAGGAGAUUGUGUGAGGAUGCAUGAUCUUAUCAGGGACAUGGCCUUAAACAUUACAAGAAUGAGUCCUCGGUUCUUGGUAGAAGCUGGCAAGGCAUUGAAAGAGCUACCAGAGAGCGUAAAUUGUGCAGAAAGUGUUGAGAAGGUUUCAUUAAUGCAUAAUUAUAUUGAAGAAAUUCCAUCGAGCUUGGCAUUUUCAACAUGCAUAAGGCUCACAACCUUGCUGCUGGCCCAUAACAAAUUGUCAACAAUUUCAGAAUCUGUCUUUGAGCACAUGCUAGAGCUAAGAAUUCUUGAUCUGUCCUUCAAUCUGCAGUUAAGUAGCUUGCCAAAUUCUGUCUCCAAAUUGGUGAAGCUUACUACAUUGUUGUUGGAAUUAACAUCCCUAGAAAAGGUACCAUCUUUAUCAGGCCUUGAAUCCUUGAAAAAGUUAAACCUUAGGGGGACAAAAAUCAAAGAAGUCCCUGAAGGCCUGGGAAUGUUGAAGAAUUUGAAAUGUCUUUUUCUUUGUGGAUCACGUGGAGGUCACUUUCUUGAAAUAGAUGAAAUAGCAGAUGGAGUAUUAUCAAAUCUCUCCAAACUUCAAGAGUUAAUUGUAGAUAAGAGCAGAAUAAAAUUGAAGGGGAACGUGGUUGGGAGAUUGAAGAAGUUGGAAGUUUUUCAUGGCUGCUUCCCCACUGCGAAUGAAAUGAGAAUCUUUCUCAAAUGUCAGCCUAAUAGGUUGAGUGACUAUUUUAUUAAAAUUGUCAGAAAGCCUUCGCUUGUGAUUCAUCGGUUUGAAGAAAUGCAGUCGCCAAGAUAUAAGAAAGUAGUGGUGUUCACGGGGACUAGUAUUGUUGGAGAAAAUAUGUUAUUUCCCUCCAUACAAAUAUUAGGUAUUGAAGAAUGCCACGAUAUAAGAAGCUUAAAUGAUUUUUCUACAAUCAAUGAUGCUACAGAUUUGAGGGAAUGUCGGAUUUUCAAUUGUAAGGGAAUGGAGUGCAUUUUUCCCUCGUGGAUACACAACCCAGUGGUACAAACCAUUGAGUAUCUGGAUCUUCAGCUGUUGCACAAAUUGGAUGGGCUAUUUGAAGCAGACAUCAUUGCGAGGUCAUCACCUCCACCUGGAACUUUUUCACUUCUUAAAGUAGUUUGGAUUUUUUCAUGCAAAAAAUUAAAGAAGUUGUUUCCAUCUUGGAAGUUGGUGGAAUAUCUCCAAAAUCUAGAGGAGAUUGAUCCUUGCACUUUUUUAUCUCUUAAAAAAAUUAAAAUUCAGAAAUGCAGAAGAGUAAAGAAGUUGUUUCCAUCUGGGAAGUUGGUGGAAUAUCUCCAAAAUCUAGAGGAGAUUGAUGUCAGCGACUGCGAAGGAAUGGAAGAAAUAAUAGGAUCAGAUCCAGAAGAAGAAGGAGAAGGAGGGGACAUCAUCAAGAAGCUCAUUCUUCCAAAAUUAAAAAGACUGAGAUUGAUGCACUUGCCUGCAUUGAAGAGCAUCUGUAGCAGGAGGGCAGUAAUGAUAUGUGAUUCUCUUGAAUCUAUUUCCAUUAGUGAUUACAAGGUGAGGAUUCCCUUUCAUCUCCCUCCUUAUCUAUCUCUUUAUGGGUUGGACAACUUGGAUUGGCUGUUUGAAGGAGAAUUGAUUGCCAUGUCACCACCUCAGCCUCGCCCUUUUUCAUUUCUUAAAAUUGUUAUGAUUAAGGAAUGCAAAAAAUUGAAGAAGUUGUUUCCAUCUUGGAAGUUGGUGGAAUAUCUCCAAAAUCUAGACAGGCUUGAUGUCACAAAUUGUGAAGAAAUGGAAGAAAUAAUAGCAUCAGAUCCAGAAGGAGGAGGAGAGGAAGGAGGGAACAUCAUCAAGGAGCUCAUUCUUCCAAAAUUCAAAAGUCUGUAUUUGUAUAAUUUGCCUGCAUUGAAGAGCAUCUGUGGCCGGAGGGCAGUAAUGGUAUCUGAUUCUCUUGAAAAUAUUAGUAUUACCAAUUGCAAAGCCCUAAGAAGGAUUCCUUUUUGUCUCCCUCCUCGUUUAUCUCUUAAGGAGUUGGACAACUUGGAUUGGGUGUUUGAAGUAGAAUUCAUUGCCAUGUCACCACCUCAGCCUAGCACUUUUUCAUCUCUUAAAAACUUUGUGAUUACGGGAUGCAACGAAAUAAAGAAGUUGUUUCCAUCUUGGAAGUUGGUGGAAUAUCUCCAAAAUCUAGAGGAGAUUGAUGUCAGAGACUGCGAAGGAAUGGAAGAAAUAAUAGGAUCAGAUCCAGAAGAAGAAGGAGAAGAAGGAGGGGACAUCAUCAAGAAGCUCAUUCUUCCAAAAUUAAAAUAUCUGAAAUUGAGACUCUUGCCAGCAUUGAAGAGCAUCUGUAGCAAGAGGGCAGUAAUGGUAUGUGAUUUUCUUGAAUAUAUUACCAUUGAGGAAUGCAAGGGCCUAAGGAGGAUCCCUCUUUCUCUUCCCCUAGUUGAUAACGUCCAACCAUCUCCUCCUCCUUCCCUCAAAACAAUCCAGUUGCGUCGACGAGAAGAGGAAUGGUGGGAAUCGUUGGAGUGGGACCAUCCCAAUGCAAAGGAUGUCCUUCAACCCAAGGUUUGGUUUACGUCCUGAUAUUUCCUCGUUUCCAUAAUUAGAGUCGGAACAGUUGGAAUUGGAAGAUUAUCCAGAAGAUUGAAAGUGGAUCAAGAAGCCGGUUCAUUCAGCCAGUCUGUUGCUUUUCAUUCCGAGCUUCAAAGGAUGUCCUUUCUACUACCCUUAUGUGGAUUGUUUUAGUGUGAUUCUUGUGUUUUCAUACUCUCUGUAAAUUAAUUAUGUUGAAAACUGAUUUAGAACACCCUUUGUAUUCUUAUGUAUUUUGCUGCAUUGUUAUAUAUCUUGGUUGUACCAUGUACAAACAUAAAUAUGUGUUUUCAAU